Phalaenopsis equestris is the source of this 1853-nucleotide messenger RNA. RefSeq names its product vacuolar protein sorting-associated protein 53 A-like. Gene Ontology annotation, cellular component: GARP complex. The record is from RefSeq and is a predicted model, not a curated record. The transcript has 14 exons. Gene Ontology annotation, biological process: retrograde transport, endosome to Golgi. Lineage: Eukaryota; Viridiplantae; Streptophyta; Magnoliopsida; Asparagales; Orchidaceae. The coding region runs from base 483 to 1853 and encodes 456 amino acids.
CAAGUAAACUUAAAAUUACCAAACUGCCACAAAAAUCCGCAUCUCUAAUGCCUAGACCUGGUCCGCCCACUUCGCCUCCUCCCCCAGAUCUCACCGCCGACCUCCUCUUCCCGUCGGCGCAACCCUUCGCCGGUCUAUCCCUCCCAUCCAUCUGCUUGCUUCUUUUCCAUUGACCUCAACACUCGCCGUCGUCGAUCUGCUGGACGUUGUCUCCUGCUUACUUGCCGCUCGUCCCAGUGAUGCGCUGCUCCUCGAAUCGUGUGGCUUCGCUUCUUCUUCUUUGAAGAUGGAAAUUUAAUGGGGCAUCCCAUCUUGCCCGUCCUUUGUGGAGGGGAAUGCUACUCUUGCUUCUGCGCCUGUUAAGGAGAUUUUGAAGAUGUUUUCAGCGAUGCAACUGUACUCUUAAUGCUGGAGUGUCGUCUAAUGUUAACUCAGGUUCCUUUACAUUUGGAUUGGGAAUAAUUUGACCGAGACCAGUUGAAAUGGACAAGUCUAGUGCUUUGGAGUAUAUCAACCAGAUGUUCCCCACUGAGGCAUCGUUAUCUGGAGUAGAACCACUUAUGCAACAGAUACAGAGUGAAAUUCAUCGUGUGGAUGGUAGUAUAUUGGCUGCUGUUCGUCGGCAGAGUUACUCUGGGACAAAAGCCAAGGAGGAUCUUGCUGCAGCAACACAUGCUGUUCAGGAAUUGAUGCACAAGAUUCAUGAAAUUAAGACGAAAGCUGAACAAAGUGAAACAAUGGUUCAAGAAAUCUGUCAUGACAUCAAGAAGCUAGACUUCGCGAAGAGGCAUAUAACAACCACAAUUACUGCUCUUCAUCGUCUUACAAUGCUCGUCUCAGCAGUCGAGCAACUUCAAGUAAUGGCCUCAAAACGUCAGUAUAAGGAGGCUGCUGCACAGCUGGAGGCAGUAAAUCAGCUGUGCAGUCACUUUGAAGCUUAUAGAGAUGUACCAAAAAUAGCUGAACUUCGAGAGAAAUUCAAGAACAUCAAAAAGAUUCUUAAAUCUCAUGUAUUUUCAGAUUUUUCAAGCUUGGGAACUGGAAAAGAGACGGAAGAAACAAAUUUACUGCAGCAGCUUUCAGAUGCUUGCUUGGUGGUUGAUGCAUUAGAGCCAUCUGUUAGGGAAGAGUUGGUAAAAGAUUUUUGCCAGAAGGAACUAACUUCUUACAGGCAGAUUUUUGAAGGCGCAGAACUAGCCAAGCUGGAUAAGACUGAAAGGAGAUAUGCUUGGAUUAAGAGGAGAUUAAGAACAAAUGAGGAUAUCUGGAAUAUUUUUCCAUCUGCCUGGCAUGUUGAUUAUUUGCUAUGCAUCCAAUUUUGCAAGCUGACAAGCAUGUUUGGUCAUGAUUCUGAUCAUUGUUUCCAUUUGCACCCCGAACUGUCUGCUGAUGCCUGCGUCCCCGUGGAAGUAGCAGCUGAUGCAACUUGUGUGGGUCCUGUUAGAACUAAUAAAAAUGUUGAACCUAUUUAUACACCUGAACCAGAACCCGAGCCACAUCCCACUCAGAUACCUACUGUUUCACUUAAUCAAAUUGAGGCACUUGAUCCCCCACAAGCAAUCACUCAUCCUUCUACUUCUGUGGUUACUCCAUCACAGCCGGAUCCAUUCUCUUUGGCUGCCUUUGUUUUAGAAUCUGAAUGGGAUAAGCUUCUUCUUUGGCAGCAACUUACUCGUAUGGGUGCUACUAUUACUGAAAAAUGGUUCGUCGGUAGAGAUUUAAAUAUGAUUAUGUCGCCAUCCGAGAAAUGGGUUGGUGCUAAGGUUGACACGAGUUUUAUCAACCGUUUCUGUGAACAUAUUGAGGAUGCUGGCCUUUAUGAUUUAGGCUAUUCAGGCCCUCCUUACACUUGA